Messenger RNA from Trichoderma reesei QM6a, 993 nucleotides. RefSeq lists its product as uncharacterized. NCBI's taxonomy places the organism in Eukaryota, Fungi, Ascomycota, Sordariomycetes, Hypocreales, Hypocreaceae. Bases 1 to 993 code for a protein of 330 amino acids. Gene Ontology annotation, molecular function: gamma-glutamylcyclotransferase activity. The transcript has a single exon. The record is from RefSeq and is a predicted model, not a curated record.
AUGGAGGCCGUCCGCAGCCAAUCAGUGGGGAGGAAGAAGACCAAGGUGCCGACCCAGAAGGCAGCGUCAGCGUUGUCUCUAGACCGCCGGCCAACCAAGUUGUACUUUGCUUAUGGGAGUAACUUGCACGUCAAGCAGAUGAACCGUCGCUGUCCCAAUAGCAAGUUCAUCGGCAAGGCCCGUCUCGCCAACUAUCGGUGGCAGAUCAACCAGCGUGGAUACGCCAACGUCAUCCAGGCCGAGGGACACUGGGUAGACGGUCUCGUAUAUGAGAUUGAUGAUAUCGACGAGGCCAAGCUAGACAUAAACGAGGGCGUUGCAAAGAACGCUUACAACAAGCGAUACAUGACGGUCCUGCUUCAUCGGGCGCAGAGCGCCCUGUAUCGCCGUCCCGUUGCGUGGAUUGUGGAAAAGGGCGGGCCGGCUGCCGUGGGUAGGCAAGCCAAGCUCAUGGCUCAGGGGCGCCGAGAGAACUCGCUGCUGCACUGGCAAGACGAUGUUCUCAUAUACGUCAGUCCAAAUUGCACGAUUGACAGCCAUCCCAAGGAGGAAUACGUCAACCGCAUCAACCUGGGCAUUGCGGAUGCCAGGGCCCUGGGCGUCGACGAGGAUUAUAUUCGGAACUGCAUCCGCCCCUUUAUCCCGGAGACGACCGAAAAAUCUCCCUCGGUCCCGGCGCUUGAGACCCCUAGGACCAAGAUGCUAACGGUCGCCCGGGGUAGAGAUGCAAGCUCUCCCGCGAGGUCUGCUGGCCGCUCCCCGGCGCGCAAAGACCGAUCGGUGAGCCGGUCCAAGCAGCAUCUUGAACGACGAUCCCAGUCCUGGCAACCCCCUAAGAAAGAGAGCAAUCAGAGAUUCGACCUGGCGGCAAUGUCAAAGGAACCACCACCCCUGCCUCCGCGACCAGAGUCGAACCAACCCCGUGACAUCCCUAUCGUGGCCGUCCAGGAGGUGCACGUCUCGAGCUGGGGGUGGUGGCCCUCAUUUUCAUGA